Molecule: messenger RNA, 2586 nt
Organism: Lutzomyia longipalpis
Lineage: Eukaryota; Metazoa; Arthropoda; Insecta; Diptera; Psychodidae
Gene: lama
Product: putative phospholipase B-like lamina ancestor
Exons: 6
Coding region: 647-2488 (613 amino acids)
Biological process (GO): phospholipid catabolic process
Cellular component (GO): extracellular region
Molecular function (GO): glycerophospholipase activity
Source: RefSeq, a predicted model, not a curated record
GUCUUCAUUUAGAUUGUGAAAUUCACGUCGAUCAGUCGCUUUCUUUCAACCAAAGUUAGCAACACUGAGGAAAAAAUCAUUUAGCCUUUUCAAAUGUAGUCCUCUGUGGUUUCUUGUGCUCUUUCCACCCUCUCUAAAUUUUUUUUAAACCAAAAAGUAAAUUAAUUCAGUGAGUGGAUUUUGUGGAUUUUUUUGUGUGGAAAUUUUGCCGCAAUACAGCGAUCUUUGGCCAUUUAUGCCGUCUGUUCGCAGAGAGAUAAAAAUUCUGGAGCUACAACAGUAGAGCACUACAAUAAAUUUUAUUUAACGUCAUUUUUCAAUGGGUUGAAGAGUUUGGUGAAAUAUCUCCUGAACCUGGGACAAAAGGAUCAAAGACAGGAAAGACAAUUUCAUUUAUAUGUGAUCACAUUGUGUGAAAGGCACACACAGGAUUCCGAUGAAAGGAUCCAAUUUGAGGAUCUCGAUCUUCGACACAGUCUUCUCUAUGCACACAAACACCUUAAUGCUGGUCAUUGCAGACUUAAAUUAUUCCUAAAUAAGGGGCACCAUAGGCGUGUGUCUGUUUAGUUAAAGGAUUUCGUCGUUAGUUAAAUUUUUUAUUUAAUUUUUUUUUUGGAAUUUGUGUGUUUUUUUUUCUUAAAUCAAAAUGUUGAAAGUUGUUGGAGCUUCGUGGUAUAAGACUAAAAUUGGAAGUUUGAUUGUCCUCACGGCAAUCAUUCUAUCCCUGGGGGCGCUAUUCAUCAUCGACAUGGAGAGACCAACAUUUGACGGUACUUUCUGUGCCACCGUCUACUGGACCAAAAUGUCCGGGUAUCGUGUGGAAUUUUGGGGUCAACAAAAUGAUCUCGCUUCUGUUCCUCUGGGAGUCGCAAGAAUUUGCUACAAAGACACAAUUUUCGAGAAUGGCUGGUCCCAAAUUGAGAUCGAAACAAAUCACGCGUAUCCAGAUAGGAUUCAAGCAACUGGAGCUGGAAUUCUCGAAGGAGCUCUCACGUGGAAGAGCAUCUACCAUCAGUGGACGAACACCAUCAACGCUCAUUGCUCAAAAGAUGAUGAUGCUGUGGAUUUUUGCGCAUGGGUUAGAAAGACACUGCUGAAGAGCUAUGAGAGUGUGCGGAAGCAGGCAGAAUUGAAUGCCGAUCACGACCACUACUGGUACCAAAUUCAGCUGUUCUACUACCAACUUGAGGGGCUGGAGUUUGGAUGGAGGAAGGGAAUUAAGAGGUCAGCACUGAAGAGAUCACGCCUGGAGAUUCCUCCGGAGGAUUUUCUCCUAAUGAAUGCUGGCGCUGAUCUGCGGGAUUUGCGAAUUUACUACGAUCGCGUGAUCAUGGGAAGACCAUCACCGGCAAACAAUGAUGUACGAUCGAGUAUGUUGCUCAAUAUUCACGAGGAGAAUGGGAUUAUUAAGCUGCAAAUGGGGCACUCUGCUGCCAAAUCGUAUUCCCUUAUGCUGAGAAUUGUGAAGAAGUACAAGUUUAAUUAUCACUUCUCACGUGAUCACAAAUCCCACGUUAUUCCUGGUUCCAAUAUUAUCUUCUCCGGCUACCCUGGGGUUCUUGCAUCAACGGAUGACUUCUACAAAAUCUCCGGACGUCAUGGGCAUCUCAUUGUGGCUGGAGUUGGAAUUGUAAAUAGAAACAGUGAGCUGUGGCAUCAGCUUGAUCUUCGGAUGAAUGUCAUUCUGUCUGCACGUGCAAUGGCAGCCAACAGGUUGGCCUACAAUGGACGAUCGUGGUCGAGAAUAAUGGCAAAAGAUCCUGGAACGGGGGCAAAGCAGUGGCUCAUAUCUGAUCGCAAGAUUCUCAGGCAUCUCAUAACGACGCGAAAAGCGGCGGAAUUCACGGAAAAAUCCUCCAUUCCACCCGCCAUGGAGACUCAAACGGUUAAAAUGAGUACGUAUAAGCCCUUUGAGGAGAGCGCACAGCAGGAUGGUCAGAUUAAGACGGACUUUGAGACUCAGGGACUUGUGUGGUUGGUUGAUCAACUACCAGGGAGACUCUAUGCUGAGGACGUAACGGAGGCUCUCUACAAAUUCGGUACAAUCUUCUGCAAUGGGACACCCUAUUUCAAUGCAACGGCCGAGCUGAGUCAAGUGCAGGAGCUCAAGGAGAAGAAUAUCCCGCAAAAAUUCACCGAUCUCGAUGAUAUUGGAUUAUUCUUGAGGCAAAGAGCCAGUCGUGGUGAUCUCCAUGAGGAUGAUCCACGAGCAUAUGGAAAUAUCGAUCUCAAACUCUAUUCUGAAACAAAUUCCGGUGAUGUUGAAUUUCACGCCAUUUCCGGUCCAAUUAGUCUUCCCACGAAGGAAUAUACUUUCGACGCCUUUACAGCGGUUGCUGAUGACCCAAAUGCAUCGCCAAAGUCCAUGAAUCUGGUAAAGCCAGCUGAGCCCUUCCGGUGGAGUGAUUCCAAUCUUCCUGUGAAGCACGACGGGCAUCCGGAUGCGUGGAAUUUUGACAAAAUGUCUCCCAAAUGGGCUUGGCAGUAGAUCUCUCAUGUGACCAAUUAAAUCCCUUCCAUAUUCCCCUCUCUGCAUGCACCAAUAAAAAUUGCCAAUAAAUGAUUUUUACUUCCUGGACAAAAAAA